Morus notabilis is the source of this 1460-nucleotide messenger RNA. Its product is annotated as N-acetyl-D-glucosamine kinase. Lineage: Eukaryota; Viridiplantae; Streptophyta; Magnoliopsida; Rosales; Moraceae. The record is from RefSeq and is a predicted model, not a curated record. The coding region runs from base 289 to 1398 and encodes 369 amino acids. The transcript has 7 exons.
UUCAAUGUAAAAUGGGUAAAGUUUUGGUUCUGACUUGCCGGUAACCAGAGCCAAGCAAAGAUCUAGAGCAAUGGAGGAACAACAUGCAUAAGGAUUUAUAGAGUAUUGACGUAGCAAUUGCAAAAUUGAGUUUGGUUUUCAUAAUCAUAUUCCUUGAUUUUCAUUUAUUUAUUAACGUACCCAAAGGAGAAUCCGAUUCCCAAAUAUUCACUAUUGGCGUACCAAAACCCACAAAUCGCGCCAAUUAGAAGAACAAGAACAAGAAAGAGGGAAAUUUCUGUUAUCGCCAUGGAGAGUUACAAGUACGGGAUUGCUGGGGAAGAAGAAGAAGGAGAAGAAGCGCGUGAAAACGGAGGUGGGUCUGACGUCGUUUUGGGAGUGGACGGCGGAGCAACCUCCACCGUGUGCGUAUGCCUGCCGCUGAUUCCGGUGUGGGACCCGCAAAGCAGCCUACCGGACCCACUCCCCGUUCUCUCUCGCGCCGUCGGCGGUUGCUCCAAUUACAACAGCGUUGGAGAAAAUGCUGCCAAGGCUACACUGGAACAGGUUCUCAGUGAAGCCCUUACAAAAUCCGGUUCAGAUCGAUCCGCUGUUCAUGCUGUUUGUUUAGGCGUCUCUGGUGUUAACCAUCCAACAGACCAGGAAAUGAUACUGAAUUGGAUAAGGGAAAUGUUCCCUUCCCAUGUAAAGAUAUAUGUUCAAAAUGAUGCUGUCGCAGCUCUAGCGAGUGGGACCUUGGGAAAGCUUCAUGGGUGUGUAUUAGUUGCGGGUACAGGGUGCAUUGCACUUGGAUUUUCUGAAGAUGGUAAAGAAGCUCGGGCUGCAGGUGGCGGACCUAUCUUAGGGGAUUGGGGAAGCGGUUAUGGGAUUGCUGCACAGGCAUUAACUGCAGUUAUAAGGGCUUAUGAUGGUCGUGGUUCGCCGACAAUGCUUACAAGUAGAAUUCUGAAGGCUCUGGGUCUUUCUUCUCCCGAGGAAAUUAUUGGGUGGACUGAUUUUAGUGUCAAUACGGAAUUUAGGUGGACUUACACAGAUCAAUCUUGGGCUCGCAUUGCAGCACUUGUUCCAGAAGUCGUAUCAUGUGCCGAAGAUGGAGAUCAAAUUGCACAUGAAAUCCUAGUUGAUGCUGUCAAUGAAUUGGCUAUUGCUGUUAAAGCUGUCAUCGAAAGACUUUGCUUGUGUGGUGAAGAUAGAAGUGGCUCGUUUCCGGUUGUGAUGGUUGGUGGUGUCCUUGAAAGCAACAAGAGUUGGGAUAUAGGAAAAGAAGUUAUAAAAUAUAUCCAGAAACUCUAUCCUGGUGCUCAUCCAAUAAGACCAAAGGUGGAGCCUGCUAUUGGAGCAGCAUUGCUGGCCUGCAAUUUCUUGAUGAAAGAAUCACAAAGAAAUAAACAUGGCUGACGAUUCGGCUGUGCAGCGGAGAUUAAAUGAGAUUCUUUUCGAAAAAAAAAAAACUAUGAUGA